AUGGAUUACUCCUCGAUACCUAACGAUCCAGAUCAUCCUGCAGGCCCGUCGCCAUGGGGUUCGACCUCUCCGCGAACGGCCCGGCCGUUCUCCGCGAGCAGUGAUGUCCCUCCGGCGUUCCCCUCGCAGCACCAGUCGCCCUAUGCCGCAGAUCGACCAGGGCAUGAAGGCUCACACAACCGCAAUGGCGAGGGAGAUGAUAGCAUCCAAUCUCCGGGCCAGUCGGAUUGGGCUGAGGAUUCCCAUCACAGAGGCUCUCCGGAAGCACCGUCAGCGUACCGUCAAGGGAACCAGCAGCAGCAGCAGCAGCAGCAACAGGAGCAUGGUCAACAACCACGAUCGCAGCCCCCCUCGAGAUAUCAGACCGGAGCUCGACAACAGGCUAGACCAAGCGCUCCUAAAUAUAAACUACAAGCAAAAGUGACUGCGCUAGAAAGAACCGGGAAGAAGGACCCUGUUAUUCGGUUCGAUAUUCAUACCAAUAUUCCAAAGUUCAGAACUACACAAUUCCGAGAUGUCCGGAGAACUCAUUCCGAAUUUGCUAAACUGGCGGAUCACCUAAUAUCGUCCAACCCGGAGGCAUUGGUACCAGCCGUUCCACCUCCGCUUACGCCUGCGGGUGCUGGGACCGAGGAGGAUGAGGUACGGGUGAAAGGAUCGAUGCAACGAUGGCUUAACUAUGUGUGCAGCAAUGAUGUCUUAAUGGUCGAUGAUGAAAUGAUUUUGUUCGUCGAAAGCGAUUCGGGUUAUAGCCCCGUUGUCAGGAUGAAGCAGCCCGCCACGGGGGUUCGAAGAAAGGUUUUGAAGCAAUUUGCCCCUCCUCCAGAUGAUACCCCAGAACUACAUGAUGCGCGACCGGUUGUGAAACACUUUUACCUUGCAACUAUGGAGGCCGGUCAGAAAGUGGAUCGAGUAGUUAAGGCCAGACGAGCACUUGCUCUUGCGGAGUCUGAUCUCGGGGUUAAGCUUGGGCAAAUGCAUGUACAAGAAACCCACGCUGGUCUCGCCAAUGCCUAUAAGAAGCUCGGCAAGAUUAUCCAAACUACCGGAGACUAUCACGCUGCUCAGGGAACUGGUGAAGCAACCACUCUCGGCGACCCUUUAAACUACCAUUCCUCGGAUGCCUUCAUUGUGAAGGAAACCCUAACCAACCGACACAUCUUGCUUCGCGAGUUGAUUCAGGCACAGCAGGCGGCAAGUAGCAAGCGGGCUGCGGCAGAUCGCCUGAAGGCUAGCACCUCUGUCCGUCCGGAUAAAGUUGAUGAAGCCAUAAGCGCGCUUGAUGAAGCCCGGGGCCACGAAGACUACCUGCUAAAGAAAACUCAGCGAGUCACCAAUAACCUCCUCCAGGAGAAACGCCGCUGGUUUAACCGAACUGCAAACGACCUGCUAUUCAGCAUUCGUGAAUUUACUCUACGGGAAAUUGAGGCCGAACGUAGAACUCUCAGCACCCUCGAGAGUGUUCGUGCAGAUAUCCGCUCUAUUGAUGCUUCCGGUGGACUGAGUCGUCUUGGUAGAGAGUCACAUCCUGCUGCUCGACGAGCUAGCUUGGCCUCUAGCCAAGGGCCCAAGGGCGACGCAUGGAGUGGUGUUGCUCGUCGGGGGGACAGCUUAAGCAGGAGUAUCAGCGGGAGCUUCGUGUCACCAGUGCCAGAAGGCGAUGAAGAUGUGAACGGGGGAAUGCCCGGAACAGGCAGAACCAGGUCUCGCAGCGGAACAGGGCUUGUGGAAGAGGACGAUGAUAGAGUCGAUGCUAAGAAUGCUGCAAGUCGCCUCGCCGCCAGCACGUUUUAG
Arthroderma uncinatum is the source of this 1794-nucleotide messenger RNA. RefSeq names its product vacuolar protein sorting-associated protein vps17. Gene Ontology annotation, cellular component: retromer complex; retromer, tubulation complex; endosome. Gene Ontology annotation, molecular function: phosphatidylinositol-3-phosphate binding. Lineage: Eukaryota; Fungi; Ascomycota; Eurotiomycetes; Onygenales; Arthrodermataceae. The record is from RefSeq and is a predicted model, not a curated record. Bases 1 to 1794 code for a protein of 597 amino acids. The transcript has 3 exons. Gene Ontology annotation, biological process: retrograde transport, endosome to Golgi; intracellular protein transport.